CGAUAAGAUGCGGAUAAGAUUGUGGCAUUGCGGAGACAUAUGACACUAUCUCACAGUCACCAGCCAACGACCAUGGCGGCUUUAGGAAUAUUACUUGGUCUGGCGACGUUGAGCGCCCGCGCAUUUGCGGUGGCGCUGCCAUCGCGGGUUGAUGACGUCACGCUGUCCCUAGAGCCCCAGAUCACAGGCGGCUUCCAGCUCAGUCUCGACAAAGAUAAUGAGCGCACAGUGUACGGCCACAUCGGGCGAACGCUGGUCUCCACAUACACCGCCGAGGAGGUGGAAGGCGGCAUGGAGAUACACAUCGGAAGUGUUAAUCUGACUGUUCACACACUCUAUGAUGAUGCUUCUGACGCUAGAGGCAUCAAGAUCAAGUGGAACUCACUCACACCGCUCCGACUGGAGGACUGCUUUGAUUUUGGCACAAAGCACUGGUACGGCGGACCAACGCAAGUCGAACAACUGUACCCGAUAGAGAACGCUAAGCAAGUGUACACACCUUACUUCUCAAAAGAGUACGACAAUGGCGCCAUCGCCGAGAGAUACUGGCUCAACUCCGCCGGCGAGUACAUUUAUGUGCACCCACAAGUACCACUGUUCAUCGACUACAACAACAUCGUCCCCAACCAUAUUUGCUUCGGAGCACAAAUCUCUGAACCCUACUCUUCAAGAAGAAACCACGUUGAACUAAGUUAUGACCUCUGGUUUCUUCCCAACGUCAAAGAAGCCCACAAACAUGCGAUAGUUAAUUAUUUAGGCAAACCAUCAGGACUACCUGAUUACAGAAUGGUUCAGCAUCCGGUUUGGUCUACGUGGGCGCAGUAUUCCAGAGACGUAGACCAAGAGAAGGUUCUAGAGUUUGCUAAACAGAUUAGAGGGUAUGGAUUCAGUGAUUCCCAAUUGGAGAUCGAUGAUCUAUGGGAGACGUGCUACGGAACCAUGGAAGUGGAUCAGUGGAAGUUCCCCAACAUGACGGGUCUGGUGCGGGAACUGAAAGCGAUGGGCUUCCGUGUCACCAUCUGGUUGCAUCCCUUCAUCAAUAAUAACUGCGAGCCCAUUUACACUGAGGCUUUGAACAACGGUUACCUGGUGUUGGACGAGGCAGGCAAACCGGCAACGUCAUGGUGGAACAACAACGGCUCGGUUCCCGGCUACAUCGACUUCACCAAACCCGAGGCCGCCGAGUGGUGGUACCAACGUGUCAGGAAUCUGCUUGAUACUUAUGACAUCGAGAGCGUCAAAUUUGACGGAGGCGCGCCGCCACAGAUAGCGGUGGAGAACGGUGACAUAAAUCUACAGCCUCAUAACAUGGUAGAAGCUUACGUCCGCUUCGCCGCGCGCUUCGGAGGCAUGGUCGAGGUCAGAGCUGGCUUCAGAACGCAAGACCUGCCGAUCUUCGUGCGUAUGUGCGACCGUGACUCUAUCUGGGGUUUGAACAACGGUUUAUCUACAAUCGUGACGACAACACUCCAAAUGAACUUAGCCGGAUACGUGCUGGUGUUACCGGACAUGAUCGGCGGCAACGGGUUCAAUCUAGAACACGAGCAGGCGGACAUUCCCACCAAGGAGCUGUUCAUCCGCUGGGUGCAGGCCACCACCUUCCUGCCAGCUAUGCAGUACUCUUACGCGCCGUGGAACUUUGAUAAUGAAACGGUGGAGAUAAGCAAGAAGUACACAGAACUGCACGCGGAGUACGCUGAUGAGAUCUACGCGGCGAUGCAGCGGGCGGUGGAAUCCGGAUGGCCGGUCAACGCACCGCUCUGGUGGAUAGACCCCACUGAUGAAGAGACGUUUAGCAUCUGGGACGAAUACCUGCUAGGUGAGAAUAUUUUAGUUGCCCCCGUGCUGGAGGAGGGUGCGAUCUCCCGCGACGUGUACCUCCCGGCGGGCGUGUGGUGGGAGGAGGGAGACAGGGAACGGGAGGUUGUCGGCCCCACCUGGAUCAAGGACUUCCCCGCUCCAUUGGACGUGUUGCCAUACUUCGUCCGAGCUAAAGAGCUCGAGCCGUCAUCCGCGGUGUCACCCGGGGUUGCCAUGUUUUUGGUUGUUUUUGGUGUUGUAGCUAACUUUUUAUUAUAAAUAGUUUAAAAUAUUGUUCAAAAGUUUUA
Papilio machaon (common yellow swallowtail) is the source of this 2108-nucleotide messenger RNA. Its product is annotated as myogenesis-regulating glycosidase. Gene Ontology annotation, molecular function: hydrolase activity, hydrolyzing O-glycosyl compounds. The transcript is spliced from 9 exons. Gene Ontology annotation, biological process: carbohydrate metabolic process. The record is from RefSeq and is a predicted model, not a curated record. Bases 40 to 2079 code for a protein of 679 amino acids. Lineage: Eukaryota; Metazoa; Arthropoda; Insecta; Lepidoptera; Papilionidae.